CGCAGGUCUAUUCUCGGGCAGUUUGCCCUUCAGGACGUGAUGAUUUGCAACGCUGCCCGGGUCGAAAGGUUUUAUUUCGACAGCCAGGCGCUGCUGCCCGAAGUUGUUCGCCAGGAGCUGCUGAUUGGUGCAGAGCAGGUCGGUGACACACAUUUUCCAUCGGUGUCCGUUCACCUGCAGCUGAAGAAGCUUCUCUUCACCUUCCUCUUCCCACACCUGGAUUCUCUGGAACGGCAGAGCCAGCUGGACCAAUCAGCAGCUGCGCACAGCAGUGACUCGAAUCAUGAUACUGCCCCUCCUGUCACUCUGUCCUCUACUCCUACUGAUGAUCCUCAGCCUGAUUCUCCUGCAAAUACCAUCACAGUGCCUCCACCUCUCGUAUCUCCACCUCUCGUAUCUCCACCUCUCGUAUCUCCACCUCUCGUAUCUCCACCUCUCGUACCUCCAGUCUCCUCUGGGACCCUGCUGCUGCUGGCGCACCCAAGCAGCGAAACAGUGGGCAGGGCAGUGGGAAGGGCAGAGGGAAGGGCAGGGGGCGCAGCAGAGGAGGGUGGUGGUGGUGGGGAGGCUGCUGCUGCAAACGCAGCGGAUAAUAAGGAGGAUACCGGUGGUGGAGGGAGGAGCGGGAGGUCAACAAGCAUCCGUGAGGCAGUGAAAAGGCAUG
Molecule: messenger RNA, 664 nt
Organism: Closterium sp. Yama58-4
Lineage: Eukaryota; Viridiplantae; Streptophyta; Zygnematophyceae; Desmidiales; Closteriaceae
Source: the annotation of a GenBank genome assembly